Molecule: messenger RNA, 2690 nt
Organism: Anopheles maculipalpis
Lineage: Eukaryota; Metazoa; Arthropoda; Insecta; Diptera; Culicidae
Gene: Nrt
Product: neurotactin
Exons: 2
Coding region: 6-2690 (894 amino acids)
Source: RefSeq, a predicted model, not a curated record
AAACAAUGGGCGAAACCGAUGAGAAGGAAACUGCGCCAUCAGCGGCAACAACAAACGAUACGCAAAAACCGGAAACACCUCAACCGAACGUGGACGGACCGGAGCUAGAGGCGAAGGAGACGGAAAAACUGCUCGGCAACACGCCCACCGAAGAGGAGCCGGAAAAGCGUUCACCACCACCAGCGACACCGACCGCUACCGGUGCUGAAGAUAAGCCACAGACGAAAGCGAGCAGCGAAAAUGUCGCCAACGGUGAGGAAAUUAUCAACAUACCGGAGGAAGUGGUCAAUGGUGAAGGGAAGAAGGAUACGGAUGAGGGGAAGGAAGGCAAAACGGACAAACCGAACAAGGUGCAGGCGGAGGAGCGUGAGGUAAAGCCGAAAAAGGUACCGGCCGGAGCCUUUAAGCUGCCCGGCUUUUUCAACAAGAACAAGGACAAACCGAAGGAAGCGGACGGUGCGGACAAUGAGCUGCUGGAGAAGAAUGGUGCGGAGAAUGGUGGUGAGGGUAAGGAGGGUACCAAGACAGCGGGUGACGAAAGUAAGACGGGCGCGGAGGACAAACCGAAGCGGACAGCGGGAGGAUUCUUUGCUAAUCUGAAGCUGCGGAAUCCGUUCGCCAAAAAGCCGACGGAGGCUACCGGAGAGGCCGGUGAUAAGAAUGCGGAAGAGGAGGAAAAGGAUGAGGUGACGGCAGAGGCAACGGAUAAGCCGAGCGUUGGUGAGGAAGUAGGUGGUGACGCUGCGGAGGAGAAAAAGCCGGUCGAUGAUGAGCCGGAAGUUCAGGCACCGAGAAAAGGCUUGUUGGAGGCGCUCCGUGUCCCACUGGCUAGCAUUAUCCCGAAACGAUUCAAACCGGUGGCAAGCGGUGAUCCGGAAGAUGACAUCGAGCUUGGCAAGACACCGAAAAAUAGGGCCGGAUUGGCAUCGAUGGAAACGUUGGAUGAUUCACUGAAGGACGCAGAUACGAAGGAUACGGUCGAUAAGCCGGGUGUGAAUGGGACGGAUGGGGAGGCGCUGGUGAAGCCCGAAGAUAAGGAAGCGAAGGAUAAGGCGGCCGAGGCGGAAGAGGAUGCGCAGGAGCGUAGUUUGCUGCAGCGGGUACAGUCCUACCGGUGCUCAGUUGAUGAUAUCGCGAUCAUCGCUGGUGUGGUGAUCUUCCUGAUCCUAGUCGCACUGAUAAUCGCCUUUACCUUCGUCGGCAAAACCGAACCCAUCACGGCACCGGUGCGCGAUGGAAAGUACAUCGAGACUGUGACGAAUUGUGGCCGUGUCGAGGGUAUCCUCGAGGAUGGUUCAUUCGCUUUCCGUGGCAUUCCGUACGCUGUGCCUCCGGUGGGUCCGAAUCGUUGGAAGGCGGCGAAACCGGUCGAACGUAUCGAACAUUGCUGGAAUGGAACGUUGAAGGCACACAACUCUACACCUGUUUGCUGGCAGAUCUACGCCGAUGGGAAGGUCGAUGGUGCUGAGGAUUGUCUCACACUGGACGUUAUUACUCCACACGUACGCUACGACAAUCCGCUGCCGGUGGUUGUUCUGAUUGGAGCGGAAUCCUUCACUGGUGACUCACCGGGAAAACUACGUCCUUCCACCCGUUACGCCCGCGCGCGUGAUGUUAUCUUCGUGCGGCCAAACUUCCGCUUGAAUGUGUUCGGUUUUCUGGCACUGGAGCAGCUCACCAAGAACACUCACCCACCGACUUCCGGUAACUAUGGACUUACCGAUUUGAUUGUUGCUCUCAAGUGGAUUCAGCUAAACAUCCCUCACUUCGGUGGUGAUCCGAAAUCCGUUACGCUGUUCGGACAUCGUGCCGGUGGCACCAUUGUGACCGCUCUCGCCUCCUCCAACAAGACAACGAAACUGUUCGCACGUACCUGGAUUUCAUCCGGUGCAUCCAUUUUCCCCGGCAAACCGCUGGCUGAUUCGGAAAAGGAAAACGCACUGUACAUGAGCAAGAUCCGCUGCGAGGACACGAACUGUCUGAUGGAGAAGGAAGACGAGGACAUACUGGAUGCGGUCCCGGAUGUGUGGCGCCGUACCUUCCCGGAUCUUCCAGCUGCGGACGAAAACGCCACCGCCCGCCACGAAUGGCUUGUUCUGGACGGUAACAUUAUGCAGCAACAUCCAGCCGACGUGUGGAGUGCGGACGUGUCCAACCAUGUGCGGUAUGUGAUCGGUUCGACGACGCAUGAAGCGCAUAACACAAAGCUUCAUCUGAAGUACACGGAAUGGACACCGGAACUAGUAACGCGUCACGUCAACGAAAGCAUUGUCGGUAAGCUUGGUCUCACCGAGGAAGCGCUCCGUCGGUAUAACGCUACCUACCAAGGACUUGUCGCGAUGGUUUCGGACAUUCGUACCAUCUGCCCACUGCUAACGAUCACGCAGAAGCUGCAAAGUUCUCAAUUUUACGUCGUAUCACAAACGGGUGGUGAACUAGCCAUCGCUGAUGUCGAUUCCGACGUGCAAGCUAUUCUUGGUCGUUACGAACCAAAAACGCCGGAACAGCGGCGAUACGUUUCGGCAAUUCAACAACUUUUCUACCAUUACGUGUCGCAUGGUGAGAUCAAGCACGAGCUACGGAAAAAGCUGCUCGACGUUGGGCAGGAUGCGCUGCCAACGUACAAUACCGAUAACUGCCUGUUCUGGAUCAAGAACGAUGUGGUGCCGCGUUACGCAAGGUUAGAUUAA